Osmerus eperlanus (European smelt) is the source of this 2018-nucleotide messenger RNA. It is a transcript of the gene slc37a4a, whose product is annotated as solute carrier family 37 member 4a. The record is from RefSeq and is a predicted model, not a curated record. Gene Ontology annotation, biological process: glucose-6-phosphate transport; phosphate ion transmembrane transport. The transcript is spliced from 9 exons. Gene Ontology annotation, molecular function: glucose 6-phosphate:phosphate antiporter activity. Gene Ontology annotation, cellular component: endoplasmic reticulum membrane. Bases 293 to 1585 code for a protein of 430 amino acids. Lineage: Eukaryota; Metazoa; Chordata; Actinopteri; Osmeriformes; Osmeridae.
AAAUGGACAGACAGGACUACAAAGACGGCGAGAAAAACAAGACCAGCAAUCUUUAUUUUUUUAAUAACAAACAAGCAGGUGUUAUUCUAACACCAGGUCUGCCCAGUUCCUUUAUUUACAUUUUGUGCCUGCUCUGUACUGGAUGAGCCGAAGGAAAGUAGCCUAAGAGUGUGGAAGUUGACCAUUAACCCCACUAUUGAUUACAGCAAGUCUCUUCUCAUUUAAGCAGCCCUGGUCUGCACACUGGAUCCUGAAACAAAGUUCACACCUUUGCUACUGGACUACAUCAGCCAUGUCGACUGCAGGGUAUGGAUACUACCGGACCACAAUUUUCCUGGCCAUGUUUGUGGGCUACACGCUGUACUACUUCAACAGGAAGACCUUCUCAUUCGUCAUGCCCUCACUAAUGGAAGAGAUCAAGCUGGAUAAAGACGACCUGGGCAUGAUCUCCAGCAGUCAGUCUCUGGCCUACGCUAUCAGCAAGUUCAUUAGCGGCGUGUUGUCGGAUCAGAUAAGUGCUCGCUGGCUCUUUUCAAUUGGCCUGUUCAUGGUGGGCGGCAUCAACGUGAUCUUCUCCUGGUCCUCCACUGUGGCCGUCUUUUCUGUCCUCUGGUUCUUCAAUGGCCUGGGUCAGGGACUAGGAUGGCCUCCAUGUGGCCGUGUGCUGCGCAAGUGGUUUGAGCCUUCUCAGUUCGGAACAUGGUGGGCUGUGCUUUCCUGCAGCAUGAACCUGGCUGGGAGUCUGGGACCCAUAAUUGCCACGGUGAUGGCCCAGAGCUACAGUUGGAGGACUAUCCUGUCAAUCUCAGGCCUGUCCUGUGUGGCAUUCUCCUUUGUGUGUCUAUUGGUCAUCAGGAAUGAACCCAAGGACGUAGGCCUGGCCAACAUUGAAGUGGCGGGGGCCAAAAAGGGGAAUACAGGCACCUCCAGUGAUGAGAGUACCCUGAAAGAGUUCCUCCUGUCCCCCUACCUGUGGCUGCUGUCCCUGGGAUACCUUGUGGUGUUCGGGGUGAAGACAGCCUGCACUGACUGGGGACAGUUGUUCCUCAUCCAGGACAAGGGACAAUCUACACUCAUGGGCAGUUCUUACAUGAGCGCUCUAGAGGUGGGAGGCCUGCUGGGAAGUCUAGCAGCAGGGUACUUCACUGACAAGGCCGUGGCACAACAAGGCAAGCGAAACAAUGGCAACCCUCGCCACUUUUUGUUGAUCGCAAUGAUGGCAGGGAUGUGUGCUUCCAUGUACCUUUUCCGCGUCACCGUCACAUCAGAGAGUCCAAAGGUGUGGAUCCUAGCCUUGGGGGCUAUUUUUGGCUUCUCAUCUUAUGGGCCAAUUGCACUUUUUGGGGUCAUAGCCAAUGAGAGUGCUCCUUCCAACUACUGUGGGACAUCACAUGCUAUAGUUGCCCUGAUGGCAAACAUUGGUGGAUUCCUUUCUGGGUUCCCGUUCAGCACCAUUGCCAAGCACCAUGGCUGGGAAAUGGCCUUCUGGGUGGCAGAGAUCAGCUGUGUCAUCACCACAGUGGGGUUCUUCCUGAUGCGUAACAUCAGAACCAAGAUGGGUCACAUCCCCAAGAAGGAUGACUGAUCACCAAGCUUCCUCCGACCUGUUUGAAAAACUAGAGAUAAGGAUGUACUGUACACAAAUCAUUGGCCACUGUUUGUCUAUGUUGUCUUUAGCAGUUUUUAUUUCUAAGAAUUAUAAACUCCCUUCUCACAAUUAUUUUUUAUUUGUAAGUGACAGCAUCCAAGUGGGUGGAAGAUGGGGCACUGUGUUUCCUACUUCAUUAUUAAUCAUGUUCUACAGUAUGAGGGAAAUAGUUGGCAGUAUGUUAUAUACGUUAGAUGAGGUAGAUUAGGCUAUUUAUUACUGUAACUGUAUACUAACUUAGUGGAGGAUGCCCAUUAUAAAGUAUUAUUGUUGAUGCAAUGAAGUACAUAUAUUUUUUUCUCAAAAUGGCUCUGCAGACAUAUCCCUCCUGUUUUAGAAUUUAAAACAUAAAUAAAUAUAUAUUCUUGUU